Aspergillus melleus is the source of this 2022-nucleotide messenger RNA. RefSeq lists its product as uncharacterized. The transcript is spliced from 2 exons. The record is from RefSeq and is a predicted model, not a curated record. NCBI's taxonomy places the organism in Eukaryota, Fungi, Ascomycota, Eurotiomycetes, Eurotiales, Aspergillaceae. Bases 1 to 2022 code for a protein of 673 amino acids.
AUGACGAAAUGCACUGACAAACAAUGUACCUCUCACUUCGGAAUCAUCUGCACCCACCAUCAAUGGCUCACUCAGCUCAGCUGUCUCAGCACUGAAUUCUCCCCGGAUGUCAUCCAAAGUUAUUUCGCAUACUGUCAUAGAUCGAUCCUCGCCAAAGCGCAGUUAUAUCAAUGGAUUCGCACCAUUACCGGUCGAACGUGGCUUGUCGAUAUCGGCGACUCUAACGGACUACAGAUCCUCUCCCCCGCCUCGCUAGCUGAAGGGUACGCAGCCGUUGACGUGAUUGACAAGGCACCAAAAUGUCUGACCGACUCGAUUUCUGCCUCGUCGAUGGAGCCAUUCCAACAUGUCGUAGCUUCCUGCGGCUUCACGGGCACUACCAGAGAUACCGGAAAUGCAGCUCGUCCUUGGGAGUAUAGUGAAUCUCUACGGUCUAUGAUAGCUCUGGAUUUUGAAACUGCUGGUUACGAUCUCAUAUCGAAUCAGAUCAGAGAUGGCGACUAUUUCGACAGAGAUUGCUUCUGCAGCACCUUCACGAUGGAUUUUAAAAACGAACCCUGUUCAGAGUCAGGAGAGUUGGAUUUGACGAAAGAGCGCCUCUGGAUGAAUGCCACCUGUGGAUCGACGUCCCUACCCGAUAACUGGAGACACGCACUGAAAACCACACAAUUCGCGUACAUUCCCAUCGAUAAUUGGAACUGGCCCAAGUGUGUUGCGGAUAUACCGAAAGAGGUGAUCCAACUUACUGAUCAGUGUGCAACCGAUGCUUGUGACCUCGACUCAAGUGGUUACUGCAAAGUCAGGCGUGCCGUUGACAGGGCAUGCUUUUGCCGCAACAUCAGCUACAAUUCCUGCGGUGGUUCCUGCCAGAUAUUCGAGACCCGAAUAGACUAUAUCAAGUGGCUACGCGGUCUUUGUGACAAUCUGCAGGACUGGAACGGUCUGCCAGCUAAUUGGCGUCAAUUAGCCGCUCCCACCGCUAGCGAAAUGAUUCCAUGGGAAUGGACUCUCAUGCCAUCUAUUGAUUCGGAGGCAUGUGCAUCGAGUGAAUGGAAGCUCGGAAGCUUUGCUUUAGUCAACAUAGCUACUCUACUUGCCGCAUUCCUCAGCCAGAUAACAAGCAGGCAUCGAAACGCGCGUGGUUCUUCAUGGCAGUCACACCCAUGGCAUUGGUUUUCCAAGGGUGUUCUGAUCGCUGGUCUGCACCUCCUGACAAACUGGUUCAACAGCUUGAUCAUUCAGUCAUCUUCUGGUUACGAGAACACCCCCGUUAUUCAAUUGACACUCCUCUGGUGCUCCAUGCCUCGUCUUGCUUGGCUGAUAAUGCCGCUAAAUGGUCUACAACCCAUCGAAGAGACGAGGCUCUCCGCAUUUGCGUCUUUGCUACUUGCGGAAGGUGCUCUCCAACUUGCAUCAUCAUAUGACAUGCUCAUGACCGUCGACUAUGGUCGACAACACAACUUCUACUUUGGAGGUUUAGAAGGAGCAGACAGAGCCGACCAGGCAAAGGUCAUGUAUGCUGGAGCACUCAUGUGGCUUGUUGUCGUUAUCAUGACACUCGUCCAAUUCAUGCGAGCUAUGCGUAACCUGAACAGGCCGAGUAUGUCUGAUCAUCUCCGCCCAACAAGGUGGCAGAGGUACGAGCAUGCAACGACAAAUGCCACCACAAAUGAAGCCUACCGAACAUCACGAGAGAACCAGACCUAUCACUGGGCACAAAAUGAUAUUAACGCACAGAACACACCAUUAACAAGUCCUGAGCGAGGAGACUACAGAACGUAUGGCACGAUUUAUGGUACUUUCUCUGUGAAAGGACGCCACCACGUCGUUUUUCAGAAUCCAAUUCAGGGCUUGUACGCUUCCGCAGUCAUGAACAUGUUCCUUUUCUGGGUUGCGCAGUGGCUCUUCUGGGCUGGUCUCAUUGGUCUUAUGGCGGAUGAAUUCUGUCCUCCUAAGCAUGGGAUUCUCACAGCUGUCUGGAUUGUUUCCUCGUUCGUAGGUACUGUUGUUUCAAUUAUCUAA